Otolemur garnettii (small-eared galago) is the source of this 2677-nucleotide messenger RNA. RefSeq names its product kinesin-like protein KIF2A. Gene Ontology annotation, biological process: microtubule-based movement. Gene Ontology annotation, molecular function: ATP binding; microtubule binding; microtubule motor activity. NCBI's taxonomy places the organism in Eukaryota, Metazoa, Chordata, Mammalia, Primates, Galagidae. The transcript has a single exon. The record is from RefSeq and is a predicted model, not a curated record.
CUGACCUUGUGCCAGAUGAAGACAUCGAACCCAGUCCAGAAACACCUCCACCUCCAACAUCCUCAGCCAAAGUAAAUAAAAUUGUAAAGAAUCGACGGACUGUGGCAGCAAUUAAGAAUGAUCCUCCGCCAAGAGAUAAUAGAGUGGUUGGUUCUGCACGUGCACGGCCUAGUCAGCUUCCUGAACAGUCUUCUUCUGCACAACAGAAUGCACGUAGGAAAUCUAAUUGUGUGAAAGAAGUAGAAAAAUUGCAAGAAAAACGAGAAAAAAGGAGAUUGCAACAGCAAGAGCUUAGAGAAAAAAGAGCCCAGGAUGUCGAUGCCACAAAUCCAAAUUAUGAAAUUAUGUGUAUGAUCAGAGACUUCAGAGGAAGUUUGGAUUAUAGACCCUUAACAACAGCAGAUCCCAUUGAUGAACAUAGAAUAUGUGUUUGUGUAAGAAAACGACCACUCAAUAAAAAAGAAACUCAAAUGAAAGACCUUGAUGUAAUAACAAUCCCUAGUAAAGAUGUUGUGAUGGUACAUGAGCCAAAACAAAAAGUAGAUUUAACAAGGUACCUAGAAAACCAAACAUUUCGUUUUGAUUAUGCCUUUGAUGACUCAGCUCCUAAUGAAAUGGUUUACAGGUUUACUGCUAGACCACUAGUGGAAACUAUAUUUGAAAGAGGAAUGGCUACAUGCUUUGCUUAUGGGCAGACUGGCAGUGGAAAAACUCAUACUAUGGGUGGUGACUUUUCAGGAAAGAACCAAGAUUGUUCUAAAGGAAUUUAUGCACUAGCAGCUCGAGAUGUCUUUUUAAUGCUAAAGAAGCCAAACUAUAAGAAGCUAGAACUUCAAGUAUAUGCAACCUUUUUUGAAAUUUACAGUGGAAAGGUGUUUGACUUGCUAAAUAGAAAAACAAAAUUAAGAGUUCUAGAAGAUGGAAAACAGCAGGUUCAAGUGGUGGGAUUACAGGAAUGAGAGGUCAAAUGUGUUGAAGAUGUACUAAAACUCAUUGACAUAGGCAACAGUUGCAGAACAUCCGGUCAAACAUCUGCAAAUGCUCAUUCAUCUCGAAGCCAGGCAGUGUUUCAGAUUAUUCUUAGAAGGAAAGGAAAACUACAUGGUAAAUUUUCUCUCAUCGAUUUGGCUGGAAAUGAAAGAGGAGCUGAUACUUCCAGUGCAGACAGACAAACUAGGCUUGAAGGUGCUGAAAUUAAUAAAAGCCUUUUAGCGCUCAAGGAGUGCAUCAGAGCCUUAGGUAGAAAUAAACCUCAUACUCCUUUCCGAGCAAGUAAACUUACUCAGGUGUUAAGAGAUUCAUUCAUAGGUGAAAACUCACGUACCUGCAUGAUUGCCACAAUCUCUCCAGGAAUGGCAUCUUGUGAAAAUACUCUUAAUACAUUAAGAUACGCAAAUAGGGUGAAAGAGCUGACUGUAGAUCCAGCCUCUGCUGGCGAUGUUCGUCCAAUAAUGCACCAUCCACCAAACCAGAUUGAUGACUUAGAGACACAGUGGGGUGUUGGGAGUUCACCUCAGAGAGAUGAUCUGAAACUUCUUUGUGAACAAAAUGAAGAAGAAGUUUCUCCACAAUUGUUUACUUUCCAUGAAGCUGUCUCACAAAUGGUAGAAAUGGAAGAACAAGUUGUAGAAGAUCACAGGGCAGUGUUCCAGGAAUCUAUUCGAUGGUUAGAAGAUGAAAAAGCUCUCCUAGAGAUGACUGAAGAAGUAGACUAUGAUGUAGAUUCAUAUGCCACACAACUCGAAGCUAUUCUUGAGCAAAAAAUAGACAUUUUAACUGAGCUGCGGGAUAAAGUGAAAUCUUUUCGUGCCGCUCUGCAAGAAGAAGAACAAGCCAGCAAACAAAUCAACCCGAAGAGACCCCGUGCCCUUUAAAUCGGCAUUUGCUGCUAAAGGAUCCCCAUAACCUCACUACUGUAACAUAAAAUGGUUCAGCUGUAAGGGCCAUUUGAAAGUUUGAAAUUUUUAAGUGUCUGUGGAAAAUGUCUUGUUCUUCACCUGAAUGACAUUUCAAUUUUGUGAAACACUCCUUUGUCUACAAAAUGCUUCUAGUCCAGGAGGCACAACCAAGAAUUGGAAUUAGUGAAGCCUUUUGUUUCCUUUACCCAAAUAGUGAUUUACUUUUGGAGAUCCUUGCCAAUUUUGUUUUCUAUAUGAAGAUUAUGGACUUGAUCCAGAGGUGGAUAGUGGGGGAAGCCACAGCAUUUCCUUUUAACUCGGUUCAAUUUUCGUAGCAAGACUGAGCAGUUUGAAAUCCUUGCGUGCAUGCAUACCUCAUCAGUGAUUGUACAUACCUUGCCCACUCCUGGAGACAGCUGUGCUCACCUCUUCUGCUUUGUGCCUUGACUAAGGCUACUGACCCUAAAUUUCUGAAGCACAGCCAAGAUAAAUUACAUUCCUUAUUUGUCCUUGUAAAUUACCUUUGUGUGUACAUUUUUACUGUAUUUGAGACAUUUUUUGUGUGUGACUAGUUAAUUUUGCAGGAUGUGCCAUAUCAUUGAACGGAACUAAAGUCUGUGACAGUGGACAUAGCUGCUGGACCAUUCCAUCUUAUAUGUAAAGAAAUCUGGAAUUAUGAUUUAAAACCAUAUAACAUGUGAUUAUAAUUUUCUUAGCAUUUUCUUUGUAAAGAACUAAAAUAUAAACUAGUUGGUGUAUAAUAAAAAGUAAUAAAAUUC